Zasmidium cellare ATCC 36951 is the source of this 2433-nucleotide messenger RNA. RefSeq lists its product as uncharacterized. Bases 1 to 2433 code for a protein of 810 amino acids. Gene Ontology annotation, biological process: tricarboxylic acid cycle. Gene Ontology annotation, cellular component: cytosol; mitochondrion. The transcript has a single exon. The record is from RefSeq and is a predicted model, not a curated record. Lineage: Eukaryota; Fungi; Ascomycota; Dothideomycetes; Mycosphaerellales; Mycosphaerellaceae. Gene Ontology annotation, molecular function: 4 iron, 4 sulfur cluster binding; aconitate hydratase activity.
AUGUUGGCGGCAAGGCGAGGAAGGCCGAAUCAUAGCAUAUUCGCCCUUCCGGGUGCUCUGCGCCAAGGGGUAUACCUUCAACAACGAGGUCUUGCGACUCCUGCCACCGAUCGAACUCCCACUGCGAGCGAUGUCUCUGCACGAACGCCGCCGUAUUCAAAACUGCUACGACGACUGCACGAAGUGAGAAGAAUACUAUCGCCUUCACGGAAGCUUACUCUCGCCGAGAAGAUCCUUUUCUCCCACUUGGACAACCCGGAAGAGUCGUUAUUGGAAGGGACAGACAAUGGGGCCAACAUUCGAAGCCAGGCUACCCUCAAGCUCAAGCCUGACCGAGUGGCUAUGCAGGAUGCCAGCGCGCAGAUGGCGUUGCUACAGUUCAUGAGCUGCGGAAUGCCGACCACUGCUGUGCCUGCAAGCAUUCAUUGUGACCACAUGAUCGUUGGAGAGAGAGGUGCGGAUACAGAUCUACCCAACAGCAUCAAGGGCAACAAAGAGGUGUAUGACUUUUUGGAGAGUGCAGGCAAGAGAUAUGGCAUUGAGUUCUGGCCUCCAGGUGCGGGCAUCAUUCACCAGACGGUUUUGGAGAACUAUGCGGCGCCCGGGUUGAUGAUGUUGGGCACGGACAGUCACACGCCAAAUGCAGGAGGCUUGGGUGCUAUUGCCAUUGGAGUGGGAGGUGCCGAUGCUGUCGAUGCUCUGGUAGAUGCUCCUUGGGAACUGAAGGCACCAAAGAUUCGAGGAGCGAGACUGGAAGGCAAGCUUUCUGGAUGGGCCUCGCCAAAGGACGUCAUUCUCGCACUUGCUGGAAAGCUCACUGUUCGGGGAGGCACUGGCUAUAUUACGGAGUACUUUGGCCCUGGUUUGGAGUCACUCAGCUGUACCGGAAUGGCGACCAUCUGCAACAUGGGAGCCGAAGUCGGUGCAACCACCUCCAUCUUCCCAUACACACCCAAUUCGCACAGUCCCUACUUGCAAGCAACCCAUCGCGGAUCCAUCGCCGAGCAAGCGUCCGCAAUUGCUGCUUCGCCUGGGCCGCACAACCUCCUGGCUGCCGACUCCGGAUGCGAGUAUGAUGAUCUGGUAACCAUCAACCUUUCUGAGCUGGAACCUCACAUCAAUGGACCCUUCACGCCGGAUCUCUCGACGCCGCUUUCAGCAUUCAAAUCGGCAGUCGAGAAGAAUGAGUGGCCGGCAACUUUUGGAGCAGGUCUUAUCGGCAGCUGUACCAACAGCUCGUACGCUGACAUGACUCGUGCGGAGUCCCUUGUCCAACAAGCAUCCGCUGCUGGUCUCAAGCCCAAGGCUGACUUCUUCAUCACCCCUGGUAGUGAGCAAAUUCGUGCCACGGUCGAACGCGACGGGACUCUGGGCACUUUUACCGAAGCCGGUGGUCUUGUCCUGGCAAAUGCGUGCGGUCCUUGCAUUGGGCAAUGGAGCCGCACGGAUGGGGUUCGGAAAGGCGAAGCCAACGCCAUCUUCACCUCCUACAAUCGCAAUUUUCCGGCCCGAAAUGAUGGCAACAGCAAGACGAUGAACUUCCUCGCUUCGCCCGAGCUCGUCACGGCUAUGUCUUACUCGGGUCGCACUGACUUUAACCCAAUAACUGACAGCCUUUCAACGCCUGACGGAAAGGAGUUCCGCUUCCAACCACCAUCUGGUAUCGACCUUCCUAGCAAGGGCUUCGAAGUAGGCAACCCUCUUUUCCAGCCCAGCCCGCCGGUGCCUAAUGCAACCGUUUCAGUUGCGAUUGAUCCCUCUUCUGAUCGCCUUGCUGUGCUGGAGCCCUUCGAGCCUUUCCCGCAAGGUGAAUUGCAAGGUCUGAAGGUGUUGGUCAAGGUGAAGGGACAGUGUACGACUGAUACCAUCUCGGCUGCUGGUCCUUGGCUCAAAUACAAAGGUCAUCUUCCCAAUAUCUCCGAGAACACCCUCAUUGGCGCUAUCUCUGCAGACACUGGCGCUGUCAACACCGUGACUGACGUCGAUGGCAAAUCGUAUACUAUCCCCGAUCUUGCAUCGAAAUGGAAAUCAGAAGGCCAGCCUUGGUUAGUCGUUGCAGAGCAUAACUACGGAGAAGGAUCUGCUCGUGAGCAUGCGGCUCUGCAACCACGAUACCUCGGUGGCAAGAUCAUCCUCACCAAAUCAUUCGCUCGAAUUCACGAAACGAACUUGAAAAAGCAGGGUGUUGUACCAUUGACGUUCGUCAACGAAGCAGACUACGACAAAAUGAACGGCUGUGACGAAGUUUCCACGGAGGGCCUUUACGAUGUCUUGCAAGGCGGUGAUGGAGAUAUAACUGUCGUGGUCAAGAAGAAAGACAGCGGCGAGACGCAUCGCAUACCCGUGAAGCAUACGAUGAGCAAAGAUCAGAGGGCGUUCAUAUUGGCCGGGUCAGCUCUCAAUGUCUUGGCGCAGAAGUCGAAAGGUCAAUAG